Molecule: messenger RNA, 531 nt
Organism: Ipomoea triloba (trilobed morning glory)
Lineage: Eukaryota; Viridiplantae; Streptophyta; Magnoliopsida; Solanales; Convolvulaceae
Exons: 1
Coding region: 1-531 (176 amino acids)
Molecular function (GO): catalytic activity
Source: RefSeq, a predicted model, not a curated record
AUGGCGUGCCUAGUUUGGAACUGCCAGGGCGCUGCAUCAAGAUCUUUCAAGCGUGCCCUGAGCUUUCUUUCUUUGACUCAUAAACCACUUAUUGCUUGCUUAUUGGAACCAAAAGUGUCUAGCUCCCAUGCCAACACAAUCUGUUCUAGUUUAGGCUACGAAGAAUGGGUCCGAGUUGAAGCAGUAGGCUUCUCGGGCGGUAUUUGGGUCCUAUGGAAGGACUCAAUUAACAUUGAAGUUAUUGAUACUCACCCUCAAUUCAUUACUUUGCAGGUACAUCAUGCAGAACUUGGUGUGUGGAGGCUCUCAGUCAUAUAUGGGAGUCCAAACCCCUACCUUAAAAGGAAGCUGUUUGCUGAUUUAACGACCAACACCUCAGACUACCAAGGCCCAUGGUUAUUAGCUGGGGAUUUUAAUGCAGCCACAUCACGCGAGGAAGUGAACAACCCUGAGAAUUUUUCCACAACAAGAUGCUCAGAUUUCAACGAAUGGUUAUUCCGUGAAGGGUUGAUAGAUUUGGGCUUUACAUGA